AUGGACGAGGUUGUUCCAAGACAUGGUGAUCAUCAUAACAUCAAUAUCAAAUAUGGGUACUUCAUAUUUGCCCUAACAAUAAUUCAAAUAAUAUUUUUCCUCCAAGUGAAAUUUAUUCAAAUCAAGCGAUGGAAUAGUACUGGUCGAUUCAGUAAAUUCUGGUCCCAAUUAACGAACCCUCCAAUAUGGUUAAUGGUUACUGUUUGGCUAUUAAUUGUAAUUUUCACUGGUGGUCAUAAGAUAUCUGAUUUCCUGGAAGAAUAUAUCAUAUCUGCAAAAAGAUAUGGCAGAAUGGCGUAUUGUUUAAUACCAUUGAAUAUUUAUUUGGUGUUACGUCCUACAAACUCGCCAUUAUUGAAACCAGGUUAUUACUUAGAGAAUAUGAAUUUGCAUAAAUGGACGUCACGAAUAAUUGUCUUUUGUAGUGCCAUUCAUGCUACUGGAUAUAUAUAUAAGUGGGUUAAAGAGGGUACCAUAUUAAAUAAACCCUUCAGAUUUCUUAAUUUAUUAGGGGUGAUUGUAUUUGUAUUUUUGGUUGUUUUGGCAAUUAUUUCAGUUAGAACAUUUAGAAAGAAAAUCUAUUCAACGUUUUACCUCAUCCAUAAUAUCACUGCUUGGUCAAUGGUCAUUCUUAUAACUUUCCAUGCACGUCCCGGGGUUACAAUUUUUGCAGUAAUUAGUAUAUUAUUAUUAGGCUAUCAAUUGUAUUUGAGAUACUAUUCUUCCUAUUUGGUCAAUUCAUUAAAGGUCAUUGACAUCCCUACUUCAACUUUACAAAUCAUAAAGAUCCCUCAACCAAAUAAAUUCCCCAAUUGGUUACCAGGAUCACAUAUUAGAUUGAACUAUACAAUUCUGAAAUUCAAAUCAUGGACAACGGCAACUCAUCCGUUUACAAUAGUCACCAUCCCGGAAGAUUCUGCCAAUAAUCUUACUUUGAUUGUUAAAAAACCAAACCAAUUUGUUGUUUACCCAUUGGAUAGUUAUCUUUUAACUGGUCCUUAUCCAUCUCUUGCUCCUCCGUUUUUUACUACUGCUAACAUUGUCAACAUAAUAUGUGGUGGGUCAGGGAUCUCAUUGGGUUUACCAAUCUAUCAUCAUUUCAGGAGCAUUAAUCUGACGGUACCUGUAAAAUUGGUAUGGACAGUAAGGAAUCAGAACGACACUUUUAUAAUGAAUCAAUUGGAUAUGACUGGGGUUCAAGUAUAUGUUACUUCUAUUGGCGAUACUAACUCGGAACUGCAAGAAAAUCAACAGCAUCAGGCUGUUCCAUUAUUUGUGAUUGAAGAGGAAGAAGAGGAAGAAGGUCAUGGAUUAUUAAAUAAUGAGAGUGAGAAUGGAAUUGAACUUCAAAAUAUGCCAGAAAGUAACGAGGAAAAUAGUGAAACCAUUACUAUCAAUAGUAAAAACAAUAAAGACAAUGAAGAAAGAAAGGAAUAUUUCAAAUUUGGUCGACCAAAAUUUGAUGAAGUUUUUGCUAUUGAUGACCCAACGACAACUCAUGAUUUAGACAAUAGUUGGGUUAUUGCGUGUGGACCUGAUGAAUUGAUAUCGGAUGCUAAACGUUGGUCGAAAGAUAGAGGAUAUAGAUUUUACUAUGAGAAGUAUGAAAUGUGA
Messenger RNA from Candida albicans SC5314, 1614 nucleotides. RefSeq names its product putative metalloreductase. Gene Ontology annotation, cellular component: plasma membrane. Bases 1 to 1614 code for a protein of 537 amino acids. The transcript has a single exon. The record is from RefSeq and is a predicted model, not a curated record. Gene Ontology annotation, molecular function: oxidoreductase activity. Lineage: Eukaryota; Fungi; Ascomycota; Pichiomycetes; Serinales; Debaryomycetaceae.